This is a messenger RNA of Parasteatoda tepidariorum (common house spider), 438 nucleotides long. RefSeq lists its product as uncharacterized. The record is from RefSeq and is a predicted model, not a curated record. NCBI's taxonomy places the organism in Eukaryota, Metazoa, Arthropoda, Arachnida, Araneae, Theridiidae.
AUGACAGUCUCGACUCCUUGUGAAAAACGAUUUAGAGAAUUACAGGAUCUUGCCCUAAAACACUUUAAAGAAACUGUAACGAUGGAUCAUGACGGGAGGUAUAAAGUUUGCCUUCCAUGGUUAGAUGGACACAUACCUCUUGCCGAUAAUAAAUCCUUGACAGAAAAAAGAUUAAAGAACACGAUAAGGUCUUUAAAAUCAAUUGACAAACUUAAAGAUUAUGAAAGGAUUUUUAAUGAAUGGGAAUCUGAAGGGAUUAUUGAGAGAGUUGGCGAGCCUGAAGCCUCUUCAACGUCGAAUGUUAGUUAUUUACCCCAUAGGGCUGUAUUUAAAGAACAAUCUACUACGAAAUGUAGACCCGUUUUUGACGGCUCAGCUCACACUCGAAACUCUGUUUCCAUUAAUGACUGUAUUGAAAAAGGCCCUAAUUUAAUUUAA